Hibiscus syriacus is the source of this 2120-nucleotide messenger RNA. RefSeq names its product DNA (cytosine-5)-methyltransferase DRM1-like. NCBI's taxonomy places the organism in Eukaryota, Viridiplantae, Streptophyta, Magnoliopsida, Malvales, Malvaceae. The transcript is spliced from 12 exons. Gene Ontology annotation, molecular function: DNA (cytosine-5-)-methyltransferase activity. Gene Ontology annotation, cellular component: nucleus. The record is from RefSeq and is a predicted model, not a curated record. Bases 98 to 2020 code for a protein of 640 amino acids.
UUUUAGCUGCAUUACCGACUCAACGAAUUUCUUUGAGAUUCUGUCUUCGAUUCCUUGAGGUUACGAAACUUUACUUGGGCCAUAUUAUAACUCAAAAAUGGUUGACAAUAUUUCUGGUGUGGAUUCUGAUAAUUUUGACUGGGAUACUGAAGAUGAUCUGGAAAUUGAUAAUUAUGCCGUCUCCCCCCACUCUGAUUUGUCAAUUCCUUGUGGAGAAGCUGUUUUUGGCUUGGCAGAGGCAAGCACUUCUGGAAAGUCUCCCAGUUCCAAGAUAAUUGACCAAUUUGGUAGAAUGGGGUUCUCAAGAGAAAUGGUUGCCAAAGUGAUUGAAGAAAAAGGAGAGGAAAAUUCAAACUUGAUUCUUGAAACUCUCCUUGAGUACUCGGCAAGCACAUUACCUAGUUCUUCCAAUUCAAAGAUGAUCGAUCAUUUUGUAGGGAUGGGGUUUCCUGAAGAAAUAGUUGUGAAAGUGGUUCAGGAAAACGGGGAGGGACAUACAGAGUCCAUAUUGGAGACUCUGUUGACUUAUUCGGCUCUUGAAACAACUGUUCCCAUGCAACAAAAUGCCGACUCUGAUAACUUUUCAUCAGAUUACGAAGGGAGUUUACUGGAUGACUUCUCAGAUUUUGAUAGUUUUUCUGAGACUGAGGAAAUAAUGAGUCCUGCCUCCGAUGAGGAGAGAAAAUUGUUACACUUGACAAAAAUGGGGUACUCAGAAGCAGAGGCCUCAGUAGCCAUGGAGCGAUGUGGUCCGGACUCCACAAUUGCGGAGUUAACUGACUUUAUAUGUGUUGCACAAAUGGCAAAGGCUGCUGAUGUGCUUUUUCCACUUGAAGACAAGAAGCCGUUCUGCAAUGAGUCUAAUCACAAGAGGAGACGAAACUGGGAUUAUGAUUUAUUGAGAAGGAAGAAGAAGAUGAAGCUUGAAAAGAGGUUUGAUGAAGAUGAUGAUGAUGCAGUUCAUCUUCCUAAUCUAAUGAUUGGUUUUGGGGUCCCCACCGAAUCAGAGCAUACCACUAGAGUAAUUCCAGAGGCUGUUGUUGGGCCCCCAUAUUUCUACUACGAGAAUGUAGCACUUGCUCCGAAAGGGGUUUGGACCACCAUAUCACGCUUCUUAUAUGACGUGGAGCCUGAGUUUGUUGAUUCAAAGUUCUUUUCUGCUGCUGCAAGGAAGAGGGGUUAUGUUCAUAACCUACCAAUUGAGAAUAGAUUUCCCCUUGUUCCAUUCCCUCCACGUACUAUUAAUGAAGCUUUUCCACUAACAAGAAAAUGGUGGCCGUCAUGGGACACGAGAACCAAAUUGAACUGCUUGCAAACAUGUAUAGCAAGUGCAAGAUUGACGGAUAAGAUUCGCAAGGCUCUAGAAGAUUACGAUGGCGACCCACCAUUGGGAGUCCAAAAGUUUGUUCUCGAACAAUGCAGAAAGUGGAAUCUGGUGUGGGUUGGAAAGAAUAAGGUUGCUCCGCUUGAACCUGAUGAAGUGGAAAUGCUUUUGGGAUUCCCUAGAAACCACACAAGGGGAGGGGGAAUCAGUCGGACUGAUAGAUACAAAUCGCUUGGUAACUCAUUUCAGGUUGACACAGUGGCCUAUCACUUUUCGGUUUUAAAAGACAUGUUCCCUCGCGGUAUCAAUUUGUUGUCUCUUUUCUCUGGGAUAGGAGGUGCAGAGGUUGCCCUCCACCGACAUGGUGUCCCCUUGAAGAAUGUGGUAUCGGUGGAGAUAUCGGAAGUGAACCGAAAUAUUCUAAGGAGUUGGUGGGAACAAACCAGCCAGAGAGGGACAUUGAUUGAAAUCCCAGAUGUUCAAGAACUCAACGGGGACCGGUUGGAGCAUCUGAUUAAGACGUAUGGUGGAUUCGACCUUGUGGUGGGAGGGAGUCCGUGCAACAACCUUACAGGAAGCAAUAGAUAUCAUCGAGACGGACUUGAAGGUAAAGAUUCUGCCCUCUUCUUUGAUUAUUGUCGUAUACUGGACUUGGUGAAAUGUAUAAUGAAAGGCACCAGAUCAAUGACUGACUGAGUCAAAUUCCAUUUGAAGUUAUGUUGGAGAUUUUCCCUGAAACUCAUGUUAAUAUCAAAUAAAAAGGUUAUGAAGUUAUAAGUGGGAUACUUUUUUCCCC